Microthlaspi erraticum is the source of this 855-nucleotide messenger RNA. Lineage: Eukaryota; Viridiplantae; Streptophyta; Magnoliopsida; Brassicales; Brassicaceae. The record is from the annotation of a GenBank genome assembly.
AUGAGAGGCUGGGGUAUUGAGCAACACUGUGUCUGUGGAGAGAGAGAUAAACAAGGGACGACCUUAGGGGCUGGGCUCUUGGGAUCCACGGCUACACCAGAUUGGGAUGAUAUUUGGUGUGGAAUCAGGUUUUCCAAAUUCCUAUCCCUGAUUCUGCAAGUGCACAUGUCAGAAGUACCAACGGCUAGUAUUGUGUUAUACCGUGAUCCCAGAUUCGCUUCAGAGUUUUGGAGAGCGUUUCAGGCUGAGAUGAGCACUAAGGUGCAUAUGAGUACAGCAUAUCAUCCGCAUACUGAUGGGAAGUCAAAGAGGACUAUUCAGACCUUGAGGGAUUUGUUGAGGAUGUGUAUGCUGGAUUGGGAUGGUCAUUGGGCUGAUCACUUGAGCUUAGUUGAGAUCGCGUACAACAACAACUUUCAGACGAGUAUUGGCAUGGCUCCUUUUGAGGCUUUGUAUGGGAGGCCAUGUAGGACGCUUUUAUGCUGGACUCAAGUGGGGGACCGCAACAUGUAUGGAGCUAAAUAUGUUCAGGAGACGACGGAGAAGGUCUGUGUUGUGAGGCUGAGCAUGAAGGAAGCUCAAGAUAGACAGACGAUUUACGCAGAUAGACGCAGGCAAGAGCUUGAGUUUCAGGUUGGAGAUAGACUAUUGAAGUUGCCUCCGAUUAUGAGAGCCUUUCACAAGGUGUUUGAUGUGUCAAUGCUGAGGAAAUGUCUUCACCCUUCAAAGGAGUUAGUAGCUAGGAUUCCUCAGGAUCAUAGGCCAGAUUUGACGGUUUUGGCAGUUCUUGUGAGGAUUCUGGAGAGGAGAGUCAAGGUGCUGUGGAACAAGAAGAUACCGUUGUUGAGAGUCUAG